Capsella rubella is the source of this 931-nucleotide messenger RNA. RefSeq names its product DNA replication complex GINS protein SLD5. Gene Ontology annotation, biological process: double-strand break repair via break-induced replication; DNA-templated DNA replication. Bases 127 to 792 code for a protein of 221 amino acids. NCBI's taxonomy places the organism in Eukaryota, Viridiplantae, Streptophyta, Magnoliopsida, Brassicales, Brassicaceae. Gene Ontology annotation, cellular component: GINS complex. The transcript has 6 exons. The record is from RefSeq and is a predicted model, not a curated record.
CCUUGUUUGUCGACCUUAAUUUUGGCGCCAAAUCUGCAGUCCCAUGUUUCUUCUAUUUCCCGCUCGACCGGAUUUAAUAUGAUCGGAAUCUUCAAGCAGAGAGAGAUUAUUGAGUAAAUUGAUCUAAUGGCGUCGAAUUCGGAAGAGGGGGAAUCGUCGGCGGAUUACGAAACAAUGAUGUCGACAUCGGACGUUGAGCUAUUGAAGAGGGCGUGGCGUAACGAGAAGGCGGCGCCGGAGAUUCUUCAGUACGAAGGAGCUCUUGUCCAAAGAGCCAAAGAGCAGAUCGAAUUAGUGGAAGAAACAAUUGACGAUUAUGUGGAAAAUGGUAUAGACCCUUUGGUGGUUUCUCUUUACCAGAUGGAUUUGGACAGAACCCAGUUUCUACUCAGAUCAUAUCUCAGGGUUAGGCUGCUCAAGAUAGAGAAAUUUAUGUUUCACAAUCUCAAAUCAGAAGAAGCUGAAAGGCAGCUUUCUGAGCAAGAGAAAGUGUUUGCUACAAGGUGUGCUGAUGAUUUGGCAAAGCAUUUCGAAGAGAGUGUACUGCUUAAGUUGCCCGAGAAUUAUCAGUCGGUUCUCAAGCAAUCCCUUAUAAGUGAAGUGGAUGAUAUGGUGCCGCAGCCCCAUUUGGAUACCUUUGUUGUGUGUAAAAGCAAGAACUUUGUCUCCCUCAAUCUAUAUGAAGAAGGAGAGAGCCCUGAGACUGUGGAGAUGGAGCGCGGUGAUCUCUACUUUAUACGUUACAAGAUCGUAAAAGGAGCAAUCGAAUCUGGCCAAAUUGACUUGAUCUGAACUCAACAAUGGGUUUUUUUCACUCAAAUCUCUUUCUAUAUCCAUUAGGUGAAAGAUACUGCAACCAUUGUUAAUUUUGUAUGAACCCGAUUUGCUCGAGUUGUAUAGUGAAUUUUUCUAUAUUGUUUAAGUUUUAUAA